Messenger RNA from Ceraceosorus guamensis, 3588 nucleotides. RefSeq lists its product as hypothetical. NCBI's taxonomy places the organism in Eukaryota, Fungi, Basidiomycota, Exobasidiomycetes, Ceraceosorales, Ceraceosoraceae. Gene Ontology annotation, biological process: tRNA modification; alanyl-tRNA aminoacylation. The record is from RefSeq and is a predicted model, not a curated record. The transcript has 5 exons. Gene Ontology annotation, molecular function: nucleic acid binding; aminoacyl-tRNA deacylase activity; alanine-tRNA ligase activity. Bases 214 to 3219 code for a protein of 1001 amino acids. Gene Ontology annotation, cellular component: mitochondrion; cytoplasm.
CGAACCACCUCCAUCAACCCGACACGCUCGUGCAUGCGCCUAGCCAUUUCUCAUCCGCACGCAAAUUGCUGAAUGCUGGGCAGGCAGUCACGCUCUUUGCACCGUCUCGCCUCUGUCUUCUCAACAGUCUCCAGACCUGGUGCUGUCACGACCCCGCAGCUGUCACGACAUCACAAAGUUCCCCUGCUGCCUACAUUCUCCCAUCGCUCAAAGAUGUCCGCAGCACCCGGCCAAGGUGCAACCAGCAACAAUGCUGCCCUCCCAUUAGUGGAAGUCAAACCUUCGCAGUUUGGUCAUUGGCCAGCGGUCAAGGUGCGCCAGACAUUUCUGGAAUUCUUCAAAGAGAGAGGCCACGCCUUUGCGCCGAGUAGCAGCUGCAUCCCUUACGAGGACCCGACGUUGCUCUUUGCCAAUGCUGGCAUGAACCAGUUCAAGCCGCUCUUUCUAGGACUCGCCUCUCCCGAAUCCUCUCUGGGAGCCUUGAAGCGUGCAGUCAACUCUCAAAAAUGCAUUCGUGCCGGCGGAAAGCACAACGACUUGGACGACGUCGGUCGCGACACUUAUCACCACACCUUUUUCGAGAUGCUGGGCAAUUGGUCAUUCGGGGAUUACUUCAAAAGCGAAGCGAUCGAGUACGCUUGGGACCUCCUGACGCGCGUCUAUGGUUUGCCUGCAGAUCGUUUGUACGUGACCUAUUUUGAAGGCGACGCAAAGCAAGGUUUAGAGCCGGACAACGAGGCGAGAGAUCUGUGGAAGAAGAUGGGCGUCAAGGACGACCACAUCCUCACUGGCAAUGCCAAGGACAACUUUUGGGAGAUGGGUGCGACCGGCCCGUGCGGACCUUGCAGCGAGAUCCACUACGAUCGCAUCGGUGGACGCAAUGCCGCUCAUCUCGUCAACCAAGAUGAUCCGGAUGUGCUCGAGAUUUGGAACAACGUCUUUAUGCAGUACAAUCGCGAAGCAGACGGAUCCCUCAGACCGCUGCCUGCGCGACACAUCGACACUGGCAUGGGCUUCGAACGCCUGGUCUCUGUGCUGCAGGAUAAGCGCUCAAACUACGACACCGACUGCUUUCUGCCCCUCUUUGAGCGCAUCAGACAGCUCACUGGCGCUCGCCCUUACGCCGGCAAGCUCGGGGCAGAGGAUGCGGACGGAAUCGACACUGCGUACCGCGUUGUCGCUGAUCACGUGCGCACGCUCACAUUCGCCAUGAGCGACGGCGGAGUGCCGGACAAGGAUGGAAGGGGUUACGUCUUGAGGCGUAUCCUGCGUCGAGGAACGCGCUACGUUCGGAAAUACUUUCAAGUGCCCAUCGGUCACUUUUUCUCUGAUCUCAUGCCAACGCUCACUGCUCAAAUGGGAGACUUUUUCCCAGAGAUUACCAAGCGAUCAGAUGACAUCAAGGCGCUGCUCGAUGAGGAAGAGGUCUCCUUUGCGAGGACACUCGAUAGAGGAGAGAAGCUGUUUGAGCAAUACGCGCAACGCGCAAAACAGGCCAACACCAACAAGCUCUCGGGCGCAGAUGUGUGGAGGCUGUACGACACCUUUGGAUUUCCAGUGGAUCUGACUCAGAUCAUGGCAGAAGAGGCUGGUCUCACCUUUAGCGAGGCGGAAUUUGAGGAGGCGCAGGCUGCGAGCAAGGAGGCGUCAAAGGGCCUCGGCAAGGCCGCUGGUACCGAUAUGCCAAAGCUCGACGUGCACGAUCUUGGUGCCCUCGAGCAAAAUGCCGACGUCCCCAGAACCGACGACGAGCACAAAUAUUCGCAAGCGUCCAUCGAAGCCAAGGUCAAGGCGAUAUACCAGAAUGGCGGAUUCCAUGCAGCCUCCAACGCCCCCAACGUGCUUGCGGACAAGCCGCUGGGCUUGCUGCUUGACCGAACCUGCUUUUACGCCGAGUCUGGUGGACAGCAAGGAGACACGGGAAGCAUCGUCAUCGAUGGCAAGUCGGAAUUCGUUGUGGAGGACACGCAAGUCUUUAAUGGAUACGUCUUGCACUCGGGCUACUUCAAGUACGGUGAGCUCAGGGUGGGAGACGAUGUAGUAGCAGCCUACGAUGAGCAUCGACGUGCACCGAUCCGCAACAACCACACUGGCACGCAUAUUCUCAAUUUUGCCUUGCGCGAAGUGCUGGGCGACCACAUUGAUCAGCGAGGAUCGUUGGUCGCUCCCACGAAGUUGCGCUUCGACUUUAGCCACAAGUCUGGGAUUCCGCUCGCGGAGCUGUCGCGCAUUGAAGACAUUUGCAACGACUGGGUCAAGCGCAAUGUGGCCGUGUACGCCAAGGAAGUCCAACUUGAGCACGCUCACAAGAUUCCCGGGCUGCGCGCAGUGUUCGGCGAAGCGUACCCUGAUCCUGUCCGCGUCGUCACGCUCGAGUUCGACGUGGAAGACAUUGUCAAGGACGUGGAGAAUGCCAAAUGGCGCAGCACCAGUGUGGAAUUCUGCGGCGGCACACACGUGGCAAAAACGGGAGAAAUCAGGCGCUUGGUGGUGAUAGAGGAAAGCGGUAUUGCCAAGGGCAUCAGACGAGUGGUGGCGUUGACGGGCGAAGAGGCGGCUGUAGUCGAGCGUCUGGCAGAUCAGCGCGAUGCGGAACUAGCUGCGCUCGAGGCUGAGAAGGACCGCUCGAAACAAGAGGCUGGUCUCAAGGUGUUCACCACCGAGCUAGGCCCCACAGAGCUCGGAGUGCUUCGCAAAGCCAAGCUGGUCGAAAAGUCUUCUGCUCUCCGCAAGGCGCUCGAUGCAGAGAAUAAGAAGAGACAACUUGCCGAGACCAAGGAGGUGCAAGCAGGCGUUCAGGAAUUUUUCGAUGCCAACAAGGACGCCACGUACUUGAUUCGCUCAUUCAACGUUGGCUCCAACUCGAAAGCUCUGCAACAAGGUGUGGCAAUCGCCAAGAAGCUGAACAAGGCAAUCUACCUGUUCACUCAGGAUCCAGCUCCCGAGGCUGCGCCCGUCAACAAGGCGGACGCUGCCUCUACCAAGGCGAAAGUGACGCACGUCAACUUUGUGCCCAAGCAAGAUGUCGAAAAGGGCCUGGAUGCUCGCGAAUGGGCGGAGUUGGUGUCCAAGAGCAUCGGUGGCCGCGCUGGUGGCAAAGUAGAUGGCGCGCAGGGUGUGGGCGAGGAUGGCGGUCUGGCAGUCGAAGAUGCCAUCACCGCUGCAGGUCGAUUCUACCUCAUGAAGACGGUGGAAAGUCCUAUGCCUGCGCAGUCUUGAUGGGCUUGUCACCGACGGUGUUCUGACGGUACCUUGUUUCAAGCAUUCAGCUGUGGCGACGUGAGAUAGAUGCAGUUGUGCGCGACCCCUUGCAGUCGACAGCGUUCGAAUCUUGUACAUAGAUUACACCAAGACGUGCGAGUCGGGGAUCGCAAUUCGUACCUCUUUUUUUCGCUCCGUGCCGGCGUGCCGUGCACGGAGGUGCCUGACGGUGUUCCGGGGUAAGGUAUCAAUCGCACAUCACUUGGAUCUCGAUAGCUGGACUUUGCGGACCGGGGUGCGCUUCAGCGUUGAUGUUUCGUGCGCGAGCGCGAGCCGAGGGAUUCGCGAGCGAGUCGUGAUCUCAAGCUCGCCCAAAGGCGUACUUUA